Molecule: messenger RNA, 2399 nt
Organism: Nilaparvata lugens (brown planthopper)
Lineage: Eukaryota; Metazoa; Arthropoda; Insecta; Hemiptera; Delphacidae
Product: thymidine kinase, cytosolic
Exons: 4
Coding region: 406-1086 (226 amino acids)
Biological process (GO): thymidine metabolic process
Molecular function (GO): ATP binding; thymidine kinase activity
Source: RefSeq, a predicted model, not a curated record
UUCUGCCUGUACUCGUACUGUGCUACUGUCUGUCUGUACUGUAACAGAAACUUCUGUUCCUUUCCUUGUUCAAGUUCAUGUUCAUUCGUGAUUUACUCAUUUUAUCUAACUUAUUUUGUUUCAUGGAUUUCGACUUCGACGGAACGGGUUGUGCCUUUAAUCAAAUUACAUUAUAAAAAAGCUUUUAUCGCGUAAAGUUGAUCUAUUUAUCAGAAAGUAUUAAUUCAACAAACUUCCAUAGUUUUCCGUGAUUAUUUUAGUCAUAUUCAAGUUGUUAUCAAUUAAUUUGCAUUCUCUUAGAAUUUGAAAUAAUUAUCCCAGUUCUAUAAGUACAUUUUAUCUUGUUCAAAAUCUUGCUUUGUUGAAUUCUUUCUGAAUAUUAAACGUCAUUAGAUUGAGGUUACCAUGUCAAACUUCAACGGUAUGGCUUCAUCAAGUGGACAAAUACAGGUAAUCUUCGGCCCUAUGUUCUCGGGCAAAAGCACCGAGCUGAUUCGCCGCAUGAAGCGUUACCGUAACGCUAACUACCGCUGUCUGAUGAUACGUUACGCCAAGGACUCCAGAUACUCUGCAGACAGUGUGUCGACGCACGAUGGACAGCAUCAGAAGGCGAUGUUGGCCACUGAACUGAGUCAGUUCACUAGUUGGUCGGCCGUUGAUGUGAUCGGCAUUGACGAGGGACAGUUUUUUCCCGAUGUGGUAGAAUUCAGCGAGAAAGCGGCCAAUAUGGGCAAGAUUGUUCUAGUGGCAGCCCUGGAUGGCACCUACCAACGCACCGGCUUCAGCAACAUACUCAGCCUCGUUCCGCUCGCCGAGAAGGUCGACAAGCUCACAGCCGUCUGCAUGUCUUGCUUCAAGGAUGCCGCCUUUACGCGCAGGAUUGGCUGCGAGAAGGAGGUGGAACUGAUUGGCGGUGCCGAGAAAUACAUGGCCGUCUGUCGUGACUGCUACCGUUUGGAGCAUAUUGUCAAACAAUCUCCCUGCAAAGAGAUUCUAUCAAGCAACAUCAUGGACGUGGAGAAUAUUCCUCAACGCCGAAACCUAUUUGGCGGCAACUCUCCGAAUAAGAAAGUCAGUUGGUUGUAGAAUUAUUGUGGAAAUUAGUAUUUUAUAUUCCAAAAUGAUCUUAAUCUCAAGUAUGUUUUAUCAAGAUGAAACAGAAAUCAGGUCGGCUGUAAGUAACCGAUAAUUAGUUGGUUAUAACAUUAGAGCUGUGAAACUUUCUAUUCUCUAUUCCAAAAUAAUCGUAAGACGAAACAGAAACAGGAAUAUUUCCUCCCGAAUUAGUUGGUUAUAGAGUUAUAAUCGUAAAACGACGUUUCUAAAAUAAUAUCAAUACAUGUAGAUGAAACCUAGGUUGCCAGUAACUGACCGAAUAAGAAAAUCAGUUGGUUAUAGAGUUUUAUAAUCGUAAAACGACGUUUCUAAAAUAAUAUUAAUACAUGUAGAUGAAACCUAGGUUGCCAGUAACUGACCGAAUAAGAAAAUCAGUUGUUGGUUAUAGAGUUUUAUAAUCGUAAAACUACGUUUCUAAAAUAAUAUUAAUACAUGUAGAUAAAACUUAGGUUGGCAGUAGGCCUAACUGACCGAAUAAGGAAAUCAGUUGGUUAUAGAGUUAGAAUCAUAAAACGAGUAAUUUAAAUUUAAUCUUUAGUAUCUUUAACCUGAAGAUUCGGCAGUUACUAAUCGAAUAAUAAAAUUAUUUGGUUAUUGUCCUUAUAAAAUUAGAACCCUGAAACGACGUACUAAUCUCAAGGAUGUAUUUCAUGAAGAUUUAGAAAUCUUAUUUGUCAUUAGUAGUGAUCAUAUCACAUAGGAUUGUAAAUAAAAAUAUAAAUCUGAGUACCCUUCAAAAUGUCAUUUUCAAGUUUGACUUGAGUAGCCCAAUCAUGUCUAACAAAAUAAUUUGAAAGGAUUCUCAGAUUUAUAUUAAAAGUAGCCCUAAAGAAAAAAGACAUAUAGGAUUGACUUGACUAUUAUGAAAAUAAUGUCAUAGAAUAUUAUGACAGAAUAUUAUAAUCUGUUUAUGGAUGGAAUAAUCCAUUUUAUGGAUUUAGAUAGCUGCUAGGGCCACUUACAUGAAAAUCAACUUGAAUUUAAACACCUUUAAAUAACGUCGUUGCUUUGACAUCAGACUUUUUAAAUUGAUCUUAUUGCAUUGACUUUGUUAGAUUACAUAAUUUUACAGUGGAUAGAUUUGAUCGGAUCUUUGUAUAACAUGCCGCAAUAAUAUACACGUUUUAUAUUACAAUGUGGAUAAUUUUUCUAUUGUAUUUUACAGACUUCUAAAUUUUCAUGAAGUAUGUCCAUUUUCCUGAAGUGAGUCUGAAGUCUGAAAAUCAACUUUGAAAUUAAAUAAAAAUAUCAACUUUUAACGUUGAAGAGUACAUUAUCUUUAU